GCGGCUGCGCGCGGCCGGAGACGGGCGCCGCGCGGGAGUGUGCGAGGGGAGCGGGCUUGUGGGACCGAGGCGGCCGCGGCGAGCAUGGGGGCGGGCUGGCGGCGGCCGUAGUUGUCUGAGCCCGGGCUUCAAGCCUCCCGGAGCCCCAGAGGGCGGGGCGGUCCGGGCCCGGCGGUGGCCGCGCCGCUUCCCCGCUCCCGCCCUCGGAGUCCUGAGGGAGCCCGCGGCGGACGAGCGGACCGGGCGGCGCGAAUCUGACUGAGGGGCGGGGACGCCGUCUGCUCCUCGCCGCUCCCGGCCGGGCCGGGCGGCCCCUCGGACGGCCCCAGGCCCGGGACCGGCGCGGAGACCCGGAGCCGGGGCUAGAGGCGGGCGGUGGGCCCUGGCGGAGCCCCGCCCGGGGCCGGCGGUUCGGGGGCGGCGCUAGGCCCCGAGGCGCCCGGGCCGGAGCGCGGGGGAGCGGGGAGUGCGGGGCCGGGCGGCGGCGGCAUGAGCCGGCCCCCGGCGACGGGGAAAAUGCCCGGCGCCCCCGAGGCCGUGUCGGGGGACGGGGCGGGCGCGAGCCGCCAGAGGAAGCUGGAGGCGCUGAUCCGAGACCCUCGCUCGCCCAUCAACGUGGAGAGCUUGCUGGAUGGCUUAAAUUCCUUGGUCCUUGAUUUGGAUUUUCCUGCUUUGAGGAAAAACAAGAAUAUAGAUAAUUUCUUAAAUAGAUAUGAGAAAAUUGUGAAAAAAAUCAGAGGUCUACAGAUGAAGGCAGAAGACUAUGAUGUUGUAAAAGUGAUUGGGAGAGGUGCUUUUGGUGAAGUGCAGCUGGUUCGUCAUAAGGCAUCACAGAAGGUUUAUGCUAUGAAGCUUCUUAGUAAGUUUGAAAUGAUAAAAAGAUCAGAUUCUGCUUUUUUCUGGGAAGAGAGAGAUAUUAUGGCCUUUGCCAACAGUCCCUGGGUAGUUCAGCUCUUUUGUGCUUUUCAAGAUGAUAAGUAUCUGUACAUGGUAAUGGAGUACAUGCCUGGUGGAGAUCUUGUAAACCUUAUGAGUAACUAUGAUGUCCCUGAAAAGUGGGCCAAAUUUUAUACUGCUGAAGUUGUUCUUGCUCUGGAUGCCAUACACUCCAUGGGUCUCAUUCACAGAGAUGUAAAGCCUGACAACAUGCUCUUGGAUAAACAUGGACAUCUAAAGUUAGCAGAUUUUGGCACAUGUAUGAAGAUGGAUGAAACAGGCAUGGUGCAUUGUGAUACAGCAGUUGGAACACCUGAUUAUAUUUCACCUGAGGUUCUCAAAUCACAAGGGGGUGAUGGUUACUAUGGGCGAGAAUGUGAUUGGUGGUCUGUGGGUGUUUUCCUUUUUGAGAUGCUGGUGGGGGAUACUCCAUUUUAUGCAGAUUCACUUGUAGGAACAUAUAGCAAAAUUAUGGAUCAUAAAAACUCACUGUGUUUCCCAGAAGAUGCAGAAAUUUCUAAACAUGCGAAGAAUCUCAUCUGUGCCUUCUUAACAGAUAGGGAGGUACGACUUGGGAGAAAUGGGGUAGAAGAAAUCAAACAACAUCCUUUCUUUAAGAAUGAUCAGUGGAAUUGGGAUAACAUAAGAGAGACGGCAGCUCCUGUAGUACCUGAACUCAGCAGUGACAUAGACAGCAGCAACUUUGAUGACAUCGAAGAUGAUAAAGGAGAUGUAGAAACCUUCCCAAUUCCUAAAGCUUUUGUGGGAAAUCAGCUGCCUUUUAUAGGAUUUACCUACUAUAGAGAAAAUUUGUUAUUAAGUGACUCUCCAUCUUGCAGAGAAAAUGAUUCAAUACAGUCAAGGAAAAAUGAAGAAAGCCAAGAGAUUCAGAAAAAACUAUACACGUUAGAAGAACACCUUAGCACUGAGAUACAAGCCAAAGAAGAAUUAGAGCAGAAGUGCAAAUCUGUUAACACUCGCCUUGAGAAGGUAGCAAAGGAGCUAGAAGAGGAGAUUACCUUAAGGAAAAAUGUGGAAUCAGCAUUAAGACAAUUAGAAAGAGAAAAGGCACUUCUUCAGCACAAAAAUGCAGAAUAUCAGCGGAAAGCUGAUCACGAAGCAGACAAGAAACGAAAUUUGGAAAACGAUGUUAACAGUUUAAAGGAUCAACUUGAAGAUUUGAAAAAAAGGAAUCAGAACUCUCAAAUAUCCACUGAGAAAGUAAAUCAACUCCAGAGACAACUGGAUGAAACCAAUGCUUUGCUGAGAACAGAAUCUGAUACUGCAGCCCGAUUAAGAAAAACCCAGGCAGAAAGUACAAAACAGAUUCAGCAGCUGGAAUCUAACAAUAGAGAUCUUCAAGAUAAAAAUUGUCUGCUGGAGACUGCCAAGUUAAAACUUGAAAAGGAAUUUAUCAAUCUUCAGUCAGUUCUAGAAUCUGAAAGGAGGGACCGAACCCACGGAUCAGAGAUAAUUAAUGACUUACAAGGUAGAAUAUCUGGCCUAGAAGAAGACUUAAAGAAUGGCAAAAUCUUAUUAGCAAAAGUAGAGAUGGAGAAGAGACAACUACAGGAGAGAUUUACUGAUUUGGAAAAGGAAAAGAACAACAUGGAAAUAGAUAUGACAUACCAACUAAAAGUUAUACAGCAGAGCUUAGAGCAAGAAGAAGCUGAGCAUAAGGCUACAAAAGCACGGCUGGCAGAUAAAAAUAAAAUUUAUGAAUCCAUUGAAGAAGCAAAAUCAGAAGCCAUGAAAGAAAUGGAGAAAAACCUCUCAGAGGAAAGGACGUUAAAGCAGAAGGUGGAAAACCUGUUGCUGGAAGCUGAGAAGAGAUGCUCUAUAUUAGACUGUGACCUCAAACAGUCACAGCAGAAAAUAAAUGAACUCCUUAAGCAGAAAGAUGUGCUAAAUGAAGAUAUCAGAAACUUGACAUUAAAAAUAGAGCAAGAAACUCAAAAGCGCUGCCUUACACAAAAUGACUUGAAGAUGCAAACACAGCAAGUUAACACACUAAAAAUGUCAGAAAAGCAGUUAAAACAGGAGAAUAAUCAUCUCAUGGAAAUGAAAAUGAGCUUGGAAAAGCAGAAUGCUGAACUUCGAAAAGAACGUCAAGAUGCAGACGGGCAAAUGAAGGAACUCCAAGAUCAGCUUGAAGCAGAGCAGUACUUCUCAACCCUCUAUAAAACACAGGUGAGAGAACUUAAAGAAGAAUGUGAAGAAAAGACUAAACUUUGUAAAGAAUUACAGCAGAAGAAACAGGAAUUCGAGGACGAAAGGGACUCCUUGGCUGCUCAACUGGAGAUCACCUUGACCAAAGCAGAUUCUGAGCAGCUGGCUCGUUCAAUUGCUGAAGAGCAAUAUUCUGAUUUGGAAAAAGAGAAAAUCAUGAAAGAGCUUGAGAUCAAAGAGAUGAUGGCUAGACACAAACAGGAACUCACUGAAAAAGAUGCUACAAUUGCAUCUCUUGAAGAAACUAACAGGACACUAACUAGUGAUGUUGCCAAUCUUGCAAAUGAGAAAGAAGAAUUAAAUAACAAAUUAAAAGAUGCUCAAGAACAGCUGUCACGGUUGAAAGAUGAGGAGAUAAGUGCAGCCGCUAUUAAAGCACAAUUUGAGAAGCAACUAUUAACAGAGAGAACACUGAAAACUCAAGCUGUGAACAAGUUGGCCGAGAUCAUGAAUCGAAAAGAACCUGUCAAGCGUGGUAGUGACACUGAUGUGCGGAGAAAAGAGAAAGAGAAUAGAAAGCUACAUAUGGAGCUUAAAUCUGAACGUGAAAAACUGACCCAGCAGAUGAUCAAGUAUCAGAAAGAACUGAAUGAAAUGCAGGCUCAAAUAGCUGAAGAGAGCCAGAUUCGAAUUGAACUGCAGAUGGCCCUGGACAGUAAAGACAGUGACAUUGAGCAGCUGCGGUCACAGCUCCAGGCCUUGCAUAUUGGUCUGGAUAGUUCCAGUAUAGGCAGUGGACCAGGGGAUGCUGAGGCAGAUGAUGGCUUUCCAGAAUCAAGACUAGAAGGAUGGCUUUCAUUGCCUGUGCGAAACAACACUAAGAAAUUUGGAUGGGUUAAAAAGUAUGUGAUUGUAAGCAGUAAGAAGAUUCUUUUCUAUGACAGUGAACAAGAUAAAGAACAAUCUAAUCCUUACAUGGUUUUAGAUAUAGACAAAUUAUUUCAUGUCCGACCAGUUACACAAACAGAUGUAUAUAGAGCAGAUGCUAAAGAAAUUCCAAGGAUAUUUCAGAUUCUGUAUGCCAAUGAAGGAGAAAGUAAGAAGGAACAAGAAUUUCCCGUGGAGCCCGUGGGAGAAAAGUCAAAUUAUAUUUGCCAUAAGGGACAUGAGUUCAUUCCUACCCUCUAUCAUUUCCCAACCAACUGUGAGGCUUGUAUGAAGCCUUUAUGGCAUAUGUUCAAACCCCCCCCUGCGUUAGAGUGCCGCCGCUGCCACAUUAAAUGUCAUAAAGAUCACAUGGACAGAAAGGAGGAGAUUAUAGCACCUUGCAAAGUUUAUUACGAUAUUUCGACGGCCAAGAACCUAUUGUUAUUGGCAAAUUCUACAGAAGAGCAGCAAAAGUGGGUUAGUCGGUUGGUGAAAAAGAUACCUAAAAAGCCUCCAGCUCCAGACCCUUUUGCACGGUCAUCUCCUAGAACUUCAAUGAAGAUACAACAAAACCAGUCUAUUAGACGGCCAAGUCGACAGCUUGCCCCAAACAAACCAAGCUAGCUGCCUUCUGUGAAUGCAGUUGUUAUUCAAGGUGGUCAUAUUCUUCCAGUUAAAACAAGACUGAAAUAUGAUGGCCCAAAAUUUCUUAAAAAGCUAUAUUUUCCUGAGAGACUGAUACACACACACACACACACACACACACACACACACACACACACAUUUCCCUUUAUUCCUCCAAUAUAAAUUAUAAAUCUUGGAGAUUUUCUGCUCUCCUUUGGAGCAACAUGUUGAACCAACAGUGAUUGGUUAAUAGAGUAAGAAUAUCAUGCAACUCUUCCAAAGUUGUUCCAUGAAGCUCUCUUGGCAGUCACUCACACUACAUUGCACAAAAGGCUUGAGAAGAGUUAAAGAAAUCAUCUUUUCAGCUUCAACAGAGAUUUCACCAGCACAUUCACCAGAAGAGUCUGGGAAUGGGUUCCACUACAGUGAUGGAGACUGCAUCUUUAAGAAGUGACCAUUAUACUGUGUGUGGGGAAGGGGGGGGGUGUGGGAGGGGUGUGUAUGUAUAUAUACAUAUAUGUACAUAUAUAUACAUACACACCCCCCACACACACACCCCCACACACACAUAUACAUAGUACUGUAUUACUGCAAGAGGGUUCUUCAAAUGUCCCAUUUAUUUUUUUACAUACAGUAAUCAGAUAUCAUAACAAACUGCAGUUGCAACUAUGCACUUGUAUAAAGCCAUAACGUUGAAGUUUGUAUCCCUCAUUUGUGUAUACCCCAUGGAAGCUGCAUGAUCAUGUUUAAGCAGUUACUGUAACAAGAAGUUUGAAGUUAAUUCUAUCAGUUUCCUAAUGCUUCAUGAUAGGCAACUUUACCCAUUUUGAAUGCCUUAAUUUAAUUUUUUUUAAUGUCUCACCUUUUUCUGUAUUUUGAACAAAAAGUGUUUACCAGCUCUUAGGAUGCAAAUUCGCUUUGCAAAAGAAAAAUAGUGCACUAUUUUUACAUGUAAUAGUUAUCAGUGUCAGACUAUCUUGAUUGUAUAACGGAAUUUUUUUUUAAGUACCCAUGAUAGAAACAAUAAUGGAUAAUAUUGGAACUAAUAUAUCUUUUAUGUUUAUUAUUCAUCCCGCUCUGCUUACAGACCUCAGUAUUAGUGUAUGAGUAGGAAAUGUUUGCUUCGCUUUGAAUUUGCUGGCUACCCUAGAUGUGUUUUUAUUUCUGGCAGAGACAUUUGUGACUGUUUCUACAUUUUCACACUCGAGAUUCUAAGAUUAUCUCCAAUAUAAAGAAAACUAAGACAUACUGUAGAUAUAUUUUAAAUAUUUAAAUGUGAUCCCUCAAACACACAACUGAGUAUGGCAAUAUUUCAGUAUUGGGUUAAGAAAACUGGUGACUAGGAAGAAGUGGCCUCAGAGGCUCUUAACUUGAUUUUUAUUUUUUAAAUGAUGUUAAAGUUGUAGGUUAUGCAGGACCACUUCUGCCAUAUUUCUCAUUAUCCCAGAAGAAUGUGUUUUUUACUGCUACAGUAUGCAUCAGUGCUAAGUUAUCAAGUUUGAAAAAAGUAUGUAGUCUUUUAUUAGUCUCUUUAUAUACAUACGGAGUUGGUGUGAUACUGAAAUACAUCAUCUAAUAUUUCAAUGAAGGAAAUAGACCUUUUUCAUUGACUCCCCUUGGGGUCAGUGUAGAAAUGGUUAAAGAGUUAGGCCCCCAGAAUAUAGACACUGUUGUGGAAAUUGAACCGCGGCCUCUGGCCUGAUGGACUAAACCUGAAUCUUGUCAUUCUCACAUUGUCCCGCCUACGCUCUCUCGCGCUGUCUGUGCUGAGUCCGGACACGCAUGCCAUUUCCCUCCCCGGGAUGUUCUGCGGUUCUGGCUUGGGGACACAGCUUUUGUUUUUUUGGGGUUUUGUUUUUGUUUUUGUUUUUGUUUUUUUGUUUUUGAGAUUUAAAAAUGAGAACUAUAUAAAAUUUAUAUAGAAUAAAUAUUUCCAUUCAUUAGACUUGUUAAAAGGAGACUGAAUUAAUAUUUUAUAUAAAGAUUUUGUUACACUAUGGGAGGUUCUAUCAUAUUAUUCUGAAUUGGAGAGUAUAUAUAUAUAUAUAUUUUUAAUAAACUUUAUUAAGGUGAAAUAAUUUGAAGUUUACACAUGAGUAAUUGAAAUAUUUGAGUAAAAAUGGCAAAAGUUUAAAUUUUGAAUGCUGUAUAUAUUAGAGAAUAUGGAGAAUCAUGGUGUGCUGCAACUAUACAAGGAAAAUUAAUGUGAAGUUUUUUGGGGAAAAGAAAGUAUUCUGAGGGGUGGGAAAAAAUCUCUCCCAUGGAGAUUCUUCACAUUAUAUGGUUUAACAUAAGGGUUUCAGGUCGUUUCUCCAGCUGAUAUGCGCUUAGUAAAAAUUCUGACCUCGGGUAAGCGUUUGCUCAUUUCACGUCCGUGCGUGAAUGCGUACCCCUAUAUCCAAAUGUCCUCUUCCCAGCACUCAUCGAAUACAAUAUUGACUCGGUUUAACAACCUGAUUUUGUGCCAGCUUCUCUUUUUCUUGAGGCUCCAAAGCUUCCCCGAUAAAUGCAAGACCGGAAGUUGCUUAUUUCUUCACACCUGAUUUCUCCUAGAGCCAUAAAUACCUCCUGUUGAGAACUGAGAAGUAGUGAAUACUGGGAUUUUCUUAGUUGGGUUUUGUACUUUUCUUUAGUGGGGAGAAGGAAAACUGGUGCCGGCGUCACUGUUCAAAAUUAACGCGUGGUGAGUUUUGGAAAGUAUUAAAACGUGCUAUCUGGGAGCAAGGUUUUUUAAAAAUCUGGAAUUUGUAAAUGCCUUUAGCUAUCUAAAGGAUACCGAGAAAUCGAAAAUGAGGUGAGUGUUUUAAAAUUGACCUGUGCUGGAGUCACAAAUCUGGCUCCGAACGAUGUCUUUUGUGUCGGUUCAUCUGUAGACCUUCAAAAAGAAAUACUCUAGGUUUGCCAAACCACAGUUGAAGAAAUUUUGCUGCUGUUGUUAAUCUGUUCCCACAGGAUUCUGGUGGUAAAAUAGAGAAACUUAGGCGCUGUAUUACUUUAUUGAAACAUGCUUUAAAUAACAUGUUUAGUAUUCUGUGAGAGGAAGUCACUUCUGAGUUUCUCGGUCUGUGUCGACACUGCUACUGAAUCACGUCUCCUCCCCUGGAAGAAGGCUCCAGUUUCCCUCUGGCGUGAAGACACCAUAGUUGAUUCACAAAGCACUUUGAAAAUAGGCGCUGUGUGACAGUGCUGAAUAUUAUGCUUGGGGGGCCUGUCCCUGAUUCCCUUCCCCAUAGUAAUGAGUUUUGUUUGGAAUUGUAUUAAGUUAUGAAUUGCAUGGUUUAGAUAAUCGUAAAUAUUUGAUCAGCUGUCCCCUCUGAACAAAAGUCGUACCCCCCGAUCUUUUUAAAAAAAUUUUUGUUGCAUCUUUGUAGUAAUGUAAUUGUAUUUUAUGCCUGCUUUUUAUAUUAAAAAAAUUAAAUAAAAGAAAUUAAGACCUGA
Molecule: messenger RNA, 8094 nt
Organism: Prionailurus viverrinus (fishing cat)
Lineage: Eukaryota; Metazoa; Chordata; Mammalia; Carnivora; Felidae
Gene: ROCK2
Product: Rho associated coiled-coil containing protein kinase 2
Exons: 33
Coding region: 490-4656 (1388 amino acids)
Biological process (GO): regulation of actin cytoskeleton organization; smooth muscle contraction; cortical actin cytoskeleton organization
Cellular component (GO): cytoplasm; centrosome; cytoskeleton
Molecular function (GO): ATP binding; small GTPase binding; Rho-dependent protein serine/threonine kinase activity
Source: RefSeq, a predicted model, not a curated record